Emericellopsis cladophorae is the source of this 1890-nucleotide messenger RNA. Its product is annotated as RNA polymerase I-specific transcription initiation factor-like protein. The transcript has a single exon. Gene Ontology annotation, biological process: nucleolar large rRNA transcription by RNA polymerase I; transcription initiation at RNA polymerase I promoter. Lineage: Eukaryota; Fungi; Ascomycota; Sordariomycetes; Hypocreales; Bionectriaceae. Gene Ontology annotation, cellular component: RNA polymerase I upstream activating factor complex. The record is from RefSeq and is a predicted model, not a curated record. The coding region runs from base 1 to 1890 and encodes 629 amino acids. Gene Ontology annotation, molecular function: RNA polymerase I general transcription initiation factor activity; rDNA binding.
AUGAGCUCAGACUAUGAAUACGAGCCUCUCGACGACCACGACGCUGGGCUCGCGGAUCUGAUCCCGUUUCCUGAGACACCGUCCCCCGUUGCAUCGCCAGUACGGCUGCGCUCACAGCAAACGUCUCGAGUGGGAAACUCCCAUGCUGGCCAUGAAAGUGGAGCCAUCCGGGAAAACCCGCGUUACAAUAUCAAUGAGCCCAUCGACAACCACACUGCAGCUUCGAGUGCUGCGCAGCUAAGAGAAUCCCCUCAUCAAAAGCUUGAGCCGCCAUCGCUGCAAACGCCAUCGCCAGACCCGGGCGAGCGCAUCGAUCCAGAUUUUGACUCCCUUGACCAAGGCUCCGGAGAGCCAUCUGCAGAGGAGGCCGAAGAAUCAGGCCGCGAAGAGACCGGCGAUGAGCUGCCAUUGAAGCGGUCCGCUGAAGAUCCUGCGGCUUUCAGGCCCCUGAAAAGACAAAAAGGGAACUUCAGCUCUGCUUACAUCAACCUGUUCAAUGCAGCUGUCGAGGAUGCCUCGCAUAGGGUAGUGCUGAACGACGAGGCUGAGCCGCCGAAUUCUCAAAUCGGCCUCACUUUCUGGUCAAGCAUUGAGAAGAAGUUACUCUUCGAGGCGGUUGCACGUCUUGGCAAGGACGAUCUGCAAGGAAUUUCAGAAAGAGUUGGCAGUAAGAGCCCUGUGGAAGUGCGACACUACAUUGAAGUUCUCGAAGCUGGGCUCAGACGUUAUACCGACAAUGGGAGCGGCUCACUCGUGUCGAUGGAGGAAUAUCCUGCGGCCAUGGAACUCAGUCAGCAGUGCUGCCAUGCGCUCGACGAUGCUGCUGAUGCUCUCUCGCUGAAACAGGAGCGCCGCGAGCAGCAUCGCGAGGAAAAGAAAUGGGCCGAGGUCUGGGACUUGACACCUGAUAUCUCCAGAAGACUUCGAGCCGGUGACAAAAGCUUACAAGCUACGUCAGCGUUGCCCUCGAUAGGACUAUUCCAUCUGCACAACUGGCUUAGCGUGUCGCAACGGAUAUUUCUCAACUCGUCGGUGCCGGCUGACAACUGGAACCAUAUUGACGACGUUCCACCUUCCAUAUGGACCUCAACUUUCGAAGACUUCUACUCGCUCACAGUGUCCAUCACCAGGAGGCUGGUGCAGACUGCGAUAUAUGCCGCGUCCACUCGGAUUAAAAGUCAAAGGGAGCGGCAUCCUCAUCAACGAAGUCUUGUGCGAGGGAGGGACAUUAGGACAGCCGCGGAAGCCCUGAAUCUCUCGCCAAAUUCAAGAGACUUUUGGCGGAAGAGUGCGCGCCGGUUGCGAUUGGUCGUGUAUGAUGAAGGCGAGGCCGACGACGAGGACGAGCUACUCGAUCAUGAUCAGGUGGAGGAGGCACUUCUUUGGGAGGACGACGCUACGAAGAGAGUAUCCGCGCCUGAUACUGGCGCACAUGUCAAGGCGAAGCCGGAUCCAGAAACUGAUCUUGACGUCUCGACUUCAGAGUCGGCGCAAGAUAGUCAUGAUUCAGACGAAGAAACCGACGAGUAUACGGCGGAAUCGCAGGCCAUCGCACGAGAGGCCGACGAGGUCUUCAGAUUUUCCGUCGCACCUUUCCAGAAGACGCGUAGGACGAUGCAGUCCCUCGGCCAUCGCAUAGCGAUUGAGCGAAGUCAGGAACAGUAUGCUGAGGAUCUUGAUCAGCACAACAGCUACCAAUAUGAACUGCAGAUGUGGGAUCUUCUCGCAAAGGCGCCGCCUAGGGAGUUACCUAGGAGAUCAGCUCCUGGGCCUCGCGCGCGAGGGAUGCUAGAUGUUGAGGGCAAGCUUCCUCUCGGAAGAGACUGGAGGCAUACCACCAAGUAUGUCGGUGAAUGGGAGGCCAAUAUGGCCGAGGAACCGUCGACCUAG